GAGCCCCAUACCCAUUUGAGGAAGGACACGGGCCAGCACCAUGAAACUCCUCAGUGGCUUUCUGUUGCUCUACCUCUUCACUGCUGGUGGAGAAUGCAUUUGGUUGGAGCCAGGAUCGGAGUUCUACAGCGCCGACUCCUGCAGAUACUCCUUCCGUGGAAGUGGGAACUGGAUUUACCUGUCCCCAAACUGCCUGCAUACAUUUGUUGUGGAAGACGAUGAGGUGGUCAGCCUUUACAUGAGUAACUCCUAUUCCUACUGUGGAGGAAAUGACACCAUGGUGGUUGUGUAUGAUGGAGAGAACAACCAGGCACCAAUCCUGGGCACCUACUCCUGCAGAUCUACCACAAACUUCAUUUCAACAAACUCCUCCCUGUCACUAUACUACAAGUAUUCUUCCAGCUCAUACUCUUAUAUCUACGUGUCAUUCUUUGCGUCCCCCGCUUCUUCUGGGUGUGGUGGGAGGCUCAGCGCUAAUCAGAUUGUGACAUCUCCAAACUAUCCAAACAACUACAGCAACAAUGCCAGCUGCACCUGGGAAGCAUAUGCCCCACCUGGAUACAAGAUUGCGCUCUACAUUUAUGAUUUUCAGGUCCUUGAUCAGCCAGGAAACACUCGCAGCGCCAGCAGAAGGUGCAAAUACGACGGCCUCACUGUUAUGGAUGAAUCUGAGGGCGAGAGCUCACUGCUAGUGCGCCUCUGUGGGUAUCUACCCCGCCAGUCUUUUCAAUCCACUGGCAACCUAAGCUUGCAGUUCUCCUCUGAUGGCACCGGGACCGGCAGAGGAUUUUACAUUUCAUUGGGGUACUUUGCGGACUCACCCAAUGCUAUCUGCGGAGGCAUCCUGGAAAGCUCACAUGGAAACCUCAGCUACAGUGGAUAUAAUGUGCAGAGUUGCAUUUGGAUAAUUAAAGUUCCAGAAGGGAGUACUGUCCAAAUCAACAUUUCUAUGUCCAGCCAAAGUUACAGCAACCUGGUGGUCUACGAUGGGGAGUCCGAACUGCAAUCAGUUAUUGCACAACAAUAUUCCUGGGGACAGUGGACAUCCUCUUCUUUCGCAUCAACUGGAAACAGCAUGCGUAUCUCCUUCUAUGGAACCUAUAUCUCAGCUGACUACGAUGCUGUAGUUAAAGACGUUUCAUUUGACUGUGAUUUCAAUGGAAACUUUUGUGGAUGGACACCCUCAUCUGGAGAUGUAAUUAAUUGGGACUUGUACAACACCAACUACUACAAUCCUUCUUCGGAUGGGGGACCUUUUGCUGCCAUCAGGACUUCAUAUCUCCCAGAUGAUGCCCCUGAAAUGAGCAGUUACCUAUUAGGACCUCAAAUUAUUCCAUCAAACAGCACUCGCUGCCUUCACUUGCAAUACAUGACUGGCAACAGUGUAAACCUGAGACUCUUGGAUGUGUCUGCCAUUGGCAGUGCUGUGGGAGACUCAGACAAUCCCAUCCCUGUGCUCUGGGAGCUCACUAUGUUUGAUAUACUUGACCAUUAUGGACAACAAUGGCAAGACGUGGCUAUUAAUAUUACAGCCAAUGUCACACAGGUAGCAUUUCAAGCACACAACUACAACCGUGGUGCUUUCAUUGGGAUUGACAAAGUCCAUAUUUCUGAAAACGCCUGUCAAAGUCCGCCAGAAGAAGAAUUGUGCGUUUUUGGUCUCGAGGGUGAGAACGGUACCAUUGAGUAUACAUUGGCUCCUCAGAACAGUGACGCUUCCUGCUUUUGGGAAAUAACUGCGCCUCUCGGGAAGGUCGUAAAAUUGCAACUUAACACGGAAGGAAACAACUAUCCUUACUGUUUUUCCAUUUUUGAAAUUAAAUAUGAUACAGUUAAACAGAUCAAUGCCAAUUACAGAGCUUAUGAACAGUAUACAUACUAUUCAUCCCAUAAUACACUGACUGUCAAAGUUCCAAACCGCUGCGUUGGGAAUCUGGUCAUUGGCCAGUUUACUGCAAUAAGUCCAAAUGACAUUCCUGGCUGCGGAGGAGUUUUGAAGAGUUCUUCGUAUGACUAUAUUUUAUCUCCAAACUACCCAAAUGAUUACAGCUACAACUCACACUGCGAAUGGAGCUUUGAUUUACAGGAUAAUUCGAAAAUUGCGUUGUACAGCUACGUAUAUGGAAUGCAGAAUUCCAUAAACUGUUCCGCAGACAGUUUGGAGAUUAAUGAUGUUAUAAAUGGAAGCCGCAUAUCCAUAUCUAAAUUAUGCCAAGGCUGGGAACCUGCAUUAAUUGUGUCUCGUGAGAGUAACAUUGUGUUCACAUCUGAUUGGCAGAACGAAGGCAUGUAUGGAUGGUUUUAUAUCUUCUUUAGAGUUUUUGCACCAUGCAGAGCCAACUUGACAGGAUGGCAAGGGUCAAUCGUAUCCCCCAAUCUCACGGACUAUGACUACAGCUGCAGUUGGAACAUCAACACCCCAGCCGGCACAAUCAUCAAACUCUCCUUUGAAGAACUGAACAUGUACUAUUACAGCACGGUCGACAUCUAUGAUGGAGAAUCUUUAGACGCCCCAUACGUGGGUCGCUUUAGUGGCUCCAUUGUUCCACCUCCGAUCCUAUCUACUGGGAAUUCCCUCUACAUACGCUAUUACAACCCUACUAACACACAGUCACCAUUUAAAAUCGCCUACGAAGCUAUGGAAGUCUACACAUCAGUGCUGGAGAACAACGCAGAGAGCAUUUCAUCAUUCGAUGUCACCUCACAAAGGCAGAACAUAUUCUUGUUCUCGUGGGAGCUGCUUGUACCGGAAGGGUUCAACGUCAAAGUCGACUUUUUUGACUUGCAACUCGAGGAUGACCCUCUCUGCUGGAAUGAGAGCCUCACUGUCUAUGAUGGAGUAAGAUCUCUGAACACCAGCCUGGGCAUCUUUUGCGGCUCGAGCAUUCCACUAUCCGUGCGAUCAAACUCCCCCAGCCUCCACCUGCUACUUCGUCUUCGUACAAACGAACCCUGGAAAGGAUUUACCUUCACUUUUUUCAGUGUUCCAAAGAUUGUUCCCAAAGUUAAAAAAGAGUGUGGCCGAGUUCCUACAAGAGGGAAGAGCCGCGUUGUGGGUGGAAGUCUUGCCAAUGUGGAAAAGUGGCCGUGGCAGGCAAGCCUCCAAUACUACAGUUCUCACAUGUGCGGAGCGAGUCUCAUCUCGAAGAACUGGCUCGUAUCUGCUGCGCACUGUUUUGAGGGAAGAAAAGACGUCAAUGCAUGGCAAGUGCGUCUGGGUGCCACAUACAUCUACGACAGCUGGAGCUCUGUGAAUUUGGCGGUAGCUGAGAUCAUCACUCAUGAGAGGUUCAACUACACAGCCAUAGACUAUGACAUUGCACUGGUGCGGUUGAGCCAGUCUGUGGAUUUCACGAGCCAAAUAUCCCCGAUCUGUCUGCCGCCGGACACCAGCCACUUCCCACUGCCUGGGAAGACCUGCUACAUCUCUGGAUGGGGACGAACCUCCGAGGCUGAUUAUGGAGUAUAUUAUAAUCUGCUUGAUGCUCCAAUGGACGUGUUCAGCCACAGUGGCUGCUCAUCAGACAAGAUGAAUGGGAAGUCAAUCACAACAAGGAUGAUCUGCAUUGGACAUCCUGCUGGAGGCAUAAGCGCAUGCCAAGGAGAUUCCGGGGGCCCACUCACCUGCCAGGGCACGGAUGGGACCUGGUAUUUGAGCGGCGUCACCAGCUGGGGCAAUGGGUGUGCACGGCCCAUGAAACCUGCCGUCUACACCAAGACGAGCAAGUUCCUGAAUUGGAUCAAGCAGUACACAGGCCUGUGAGGCUCAGUUUUCAUUGUUGUAUUUUUAACAAGUCUCCAAUACAGUCAGAAAUAAAUAAGAGUUAUGUGUACAUUCAUUUGAAAUUACUAUCUGAUAAUACCAUUGGGUAACAAAACAUUGUUCACAUUUAUGGCAUUGUACACAAUAUUUGAAUAAUUACACUAAGUUUUGAACCACCACAUUGAGGUAAUGAAACCCUUCCAGGUAUAGGCUCUCCUGUACUCAUUUUUAAGACUGCAGAUAGUUGAACCUAUCACAGUGCAUUGCAAUGGAAUACAAUAUGAAUUUGGAAAGCAUCUGUGAUUGCAUUGAAUAUGCCGUGAAAGACGUAUGCAGAAUAAAAUAAUGAGGAAUAGGUGUUUGUUAGGUUAACAAAAUGUUUAUGCAAUGACUGAUUUAAGAACAAUUAUUAACAAUGAUUUACAAGCCACUUAAAUGAAUGUACAAUGGAUAAUGGCAAAAUAAAUUUCCUACUUUUCUAUUUGGCCUGUAUGGAAUACAUUUGAAACAACAUUGCUGUACAUGAGAGAUGCUAGGUGAAUACAUUUUCUGUGUUGGUGUAAAGAAGGUUGGAGUAACAUUCCUAUGAAAUAAUAUCUAAAAAUGGGCAUUAGUUCAAUAAACUGAACUAAGUGGAUCGAAAACUACAGGAUACAUGACUAAGCAUCAAUACAUGGUUUUAGACAUUUUAAUGGUGGUGAUAUGGUUGGUAAUGAUGACGUCCACAAUUCUUGACCUAUUGAGAUUGAUAUAAUACACACGUUAGAUAUAAGGAUGAGGAGCUAAAUGGAAACCCAGAUGGUUAUUUAAUCAGAUUAUUUCAUUUUAUGGAGGGACAUGGGGUAUUGUUUUAUUCUUUAUAAUUAGUAGCAACUGGUAUGUGUGUCAAUAUAUAUGCUUCGUAUGUAUGUUUGAAUUCUUUUUCACUGUACAUAGCUAAUCAUGCUAAUCGGCGAUGCUUUGUAAGCUUACUAUAAAUACACAUGAGAAUAGAACAUUGUAGAAGCCAAACAACUACAUGAGCAAGCUGGGUUUAAAAAAAUGGGUAUCUAAAAUAAAUCACAUACAUACUAUCAGAUUCUGGAAAAUGUAAAUGAAUAUCAAAAACCAUUAUGACUAACCUUUGUAGACUAUGCAAAUGUGUUGGACUUCAUGGGAGUUAUUGUAUAAAUCCAAGUUCUUACAAAAUAAGCCCAAAAUAAAUCAAUAAAAGCUUUAAAAACGUUACACUGUUUGCAAAAAUUAAAGAGCUAUAAUAUACAUAGAAGCGAAGUGAGAUAAGGAUAAAAAUCCACAAACAUAAAUCCGCAAACAUAAACAGAUAAUAUUAAUAAUCUCAGAUUUGCUGACAGUAAUUAUGCAAACCAAAAGACUACUGAAAGAGAAUUAUAAAAGACGUGAAUAAGAAGGCUGUAAAAUGGGGCUGAAGAACAAUACGAGUAAAACAAGUGAUGUAACAAUACAUUUGCUGAACAAUUGACUAUAUGUCGGAGGGUCACAACUAAGAGGCAGACGAGAGUAGAUUGGAGUAAUUUUGGGAAAACUAAUUUAAUAUUGAGCAGCACCAUAAGUGCCUUAUAGAAGAGACUUUAUUCAUGAGCGGAUAUUAUUUGGACAUCAUAAACAUUGACAAUGAUGAAGAGAUUUGAAAAAAGCUGAAAAUGCGCAACGAAGCAUGGAGAGGUGCAUGCUUGAAAUUAAACUGAAAGUAAAAGGAACAUUGAUUUGAAAACAAAUGAAUGUCGAAUUGACUCUUAACAAAAAAUAAGUGGGCUUGGACAGGGAACGUCGCUAGACUCCGAUUAGCACUGUUGACUACGUACGGUCCGAAAUAAGUUCAACAUGCGUACUAUAUACAGUCUGGCAGCCAUAUGAAGUGAUAUGACCUCCAGAAAAUCCACUGCAAAAAUGAAGCAAUAAAAUCGGCUCGUGGUGUGCAAGUUCUGGGCCUAAUUUUUCAUUGCAGGACAAUGAUGGAUGGCUUGGAGAGGCCUUCAUUCAGCAGUGGCUUGAUAAUUGAUAACCGUGACUUAUUCAUAUUCUUUGGUUCUUUCGGUAAAGUCACCGUGACCUUUUAAUUCUGUUUUACAAAUGUUUUCUUUAUAAUUUCUGGUGUGAUAAUCAGUGUCAUGUAAUGGGUUGAUAUUCAUUUCAAUAAACGAAUUCUACAA
Molecule: messenger RNA, 5934 nt
Organism: Petromyzon marinus (sea lamprey)
Lineage: Eukaryota; Metazoa; Chordata; Hyperoartia; Petromyzontiformes; Petromyzontidae
Biological process (GO): proteolysis
Cellular component (GO): membrane
Molecular function (GO): serine-type endopeptidase activity
Source: RefSeq, a predicted model, not a curated record